CGACUCUCCAUCGCACCUUCCCAUCAGUAUGGGUAACCGCUUACUUCCAGGGUGAUCACUGCUCAUUGCUGUGUAUUGUGUCGCAUUAUGUUGGGAUGAAGUUGGUGAUGGGGAUGGGGAAGGAAGGAUCAAGAAGAGGAAGGGACGAUACGGGAUAACGGCAACCAGGAAGCAGAAGGGCACACAUCUGGGCCUAUCAGUAGCGAGCUCCCGUCUGGAAGUCAGAUUUCAGGGUUCACUACUACUCGAGUUACUUGAGUGGUGCGUGUUCUCCAGCUUCUUCUGGUGGGGUGUAGUGGUGGUUGCAGAUGCACCUGCACCUGCCUGCUGGGGAGGGGAAAGCUCUCGAAAUAGAGCCAGAACUGGCAGACAACCGAGGAAUGGGGACAUCGACAGCACUCUUCUGUCCCUCUACUCCUAUCCAUAGCACUCUUUUCUUCCUUCUCAUUCGCUCUUCUGUCGGUCGUACGGCAGGUGGUCGAGUCUCCCCAUCUUACCUAGGUAAGUCUCCCUAUUCCCGGUUGACACCCUUCAUAUCCAUUUUAGCUUGACUCUAGCUCUGCGGCUCUGGACUACCUGGUAGUAAGUACAUGUGGACUCGUACCGAGCUCACUUAGCCCAGGUACUCGAUAGUCAAAGGCGAGUAGUGACUGGACUGAAGGAGCGUCUGUUUGAACAUCACCUUUCUGUUCAUCACAACUUCAUACCCAUCACAAUCCGUCGCUUCGCCAUCCCGUCGCCGCGGCUCAAGGAUUGCGUGCGGACGGGGAAAAAGUAUGACCGGGAGGCGCUCCGUGGAUGCAGGUGCCUUAUCAACACACUGGCCUGAGGCCAUCAUCGCCCCCACCAGCCCCCAUAGGGAAAGCGGUGAUGGAAGUCUUCAUCUGCCGUCGAUAAUUUUUAUUUUUGGAAAUCUCCCCCUCCAAAUCUCACACAUCCCACCAUCGCGUAAACCGCCUCACCUGCAUAUCACCUCCCGCACGCUACAGAAUUCCCUACCGAAGCAGCCUAAUCUGGUUAAUCGAAAAGACCGAAAUAUUUUCGAGAUCUAUUUCUUUUGGUCAGCAGAACCCAGCACUUCGUCAUCGUCCUACAUACUGUAUCUUUCGGAAACGAGUGUAACCCCGCCACACUAUCGAACCGAGGGCUUGGGAAGGAAUAGCAAACUUUUUGCAGAAGAGGCUCAAUUGCGCCAAACAGCCAGGACAAAAAUAGACAUUCACACAAUCGACUUCUUACCUCGGUAGAGAAAUCGCAAAAAUGCCACACACAAAUCGCAAAAAGAAAGGCACCAGCGCCGCACCCAAGAAACCACUCAUCACACACACAAAACGCAAGGAAGUUCUUGACGAAGAAGGCUGGGUCCACGUCAUCGACAAGCCGUCGAAACCAAGAUCAAUUGCCCCUCCCUCCGAAAAAGACGAAGCGAAAGAGUUAUGGGCUAUCGCAGCAGAUUUCAAACUCGGAAAUGCAUAUUAUGUCAAUCGGACAGAGGAAGAAUUGGAGAUUGAAUAUACGAGGGCGCGGAAAGCAUGGGGUCAAAGCGAAGCGUGCAGAAGGGUGAGGAUACUACUCGAGGAGAAGACAGAAGGCGAGAAGGAGAAGAUAAAAAAUGUGGUGGUGCUUGGUUUAGGGAGUUUACAGAAUGCGAGGGGAGAGGGGAGGAAAGCUUCUUUUACGCAACUUGUUGCGUUGGAGUCCAUUCUGGAGAACUUUGGUGAGCUCUAACCACAAUUCCUGUCGAAGCGUUGCGAACAAGAGGGGGAUAUGCUAAUACAAAACAGGGAGGGAAACAAAAAUACCCGUCUACCUCCAGGAUCCAGCGUUCACAUCUCUCGACACCGAGUACCUCCAGAAACUUGAAUAUACCGUUCUUCCUGACCCGGAAGCUUUCGAACAUAUUGAUGGAAAUACACUGGUCUACGCAAUUCAUUGUUAUGCCAAUAUAUACGAAAAGGUUGGCAAGAGAGAAAAUGCUGCUGUGAUGAUUUGUACGGAUAUGGAAAUGUUUGAGUCCUCAAGGAUGUAAGUCUUUCUUUCAAUCAUCCAGUCUCAAAAGGCACCCACCAAUCUUUACUGAUAUCAAUUUCAGAGAAAAAGAAGAAAGUGAGGCUAACAAGACUUUGCAAGUCAUGGUUGAUGGCUACGAGAAGAUCCCUUUUCCACAGAUCAGAAGUGAUUUUUCUGACACCAUAAUAUACUGGAGGCGAGACGAGGAAAUACCAGCAAUCGAGGAGACAGCUGUAAUUGGAGAGAAGUCGGAACCUUUACCGACUGAGGAGGAUGUUCCAGAAACGAAACCUGUUGAAGAACUGGUCUCUACAGAAGAAGCGAAAACCGAGGAGCAGAAAAUUGAGGAGCCAAAAAAUAAGGAAUCAACCGCAGCUGCAAAAGUUACCAUACUCGUGGAGGAAGAGUCCAUAGAAACUCCCGAGGCACAACUGCUUGCGGAAGUAAAAGCUGCGGAAGUAAAGGAUGCGGUAGAAGAAAAGAUGUCGGAGCCAGAGUCGACGGGAGGAGUCAAGAUCUGAUCAUCUGAAAGUAUUCACGGAACAUCUGGUGAUUAUGGUCUCGCUAGAUUUAACCUUCGUAUUUUGGUCAAAGACCGGGGUACCGUGGCGGAAAAUCAAGCUUCCAUAGUCAGCUUAUUCAAAUGAAAAUACUCGCAGGAUGGAGCGUAGAGUGAUGACUGAAUUCCUGAUACGGCGUCUAUCUAACUCCACCUUCCUCACCUGUCCCCCAUGAAAGAACUUUCGUUGCAGUACCCAAUUUCCGUGACGCUCUCCGCUGUUGAGAACUUGGUUUUCUUGCUUUCGGUGAUCCCGUACAGCACUCAAAGUUACCCCGCCACUGUUUCCUUUCACAGCCCUCAGCGCCCGGACCCUUUUCACAUUAUUUAUUUGUCACCAAAAGGUUCCGAAAAGUUUGGCAAGGUUGGAAUUUUUGAAAGGUCGAAACGGAAACUUGCGAUUUCGAUGGCGGAUUCUGGAGAGGAUUCGUACUGUACGUGACUUGGAACUGGGCCAAGUGAUGAUAAGAGGUGAUCUGCUGGGUUUGAAACGGUGCGUACGAGUAAGUUACCUCGGUUAACCGUUAAGUAGCUUUUCUGUAGUGAGGGAGGAUGCGAUGGGGCUAUGGGCUGGCCUGGGCUUAAUCUUAUCGUGUGGGUGAGGGGACUCCACAAGGCUGUGUGGAAAUUGGAUGGAGGUACGGAGUAUUGAGUGUGCUGACGUCUUGGGGAGGAUCUCCCGGGUACGUACGGAGGUGCUGUAGGUUGGGGGUUUUCUUGGGUUUGUUUCUGUGUGUUCUUUUGUCUUUCAACGUUGGUUUUUUGUGACGAUUUUUUGAGGUUUUGAGGGUUUGGUGAUUACGAAGAUUGAGAUAAGGAAAUAUACGGAUUUGGAUUUGAGGUUAGGAAGUGAGGGUUGAACAAGACUGGAGGAGACGAGACUGGAUUGGAUUGGAUUGGAUUGGACACGUUACGUUUCUGGAAUUGGAUCUGGGAUUGGAAUUGGAAUUGGAAUCGGAAUCGCAAUCGAAUUGGAAUCGAAUUGGAAGAGAGGACGUGAGAUCAGGUGUGAUUAUCAUUGCGACUGAGAUUGGAUCGGAUUGUAUCGGAUUCACGACACGACAUAUACACCCACGAUACAGAGACAGAGAUAGAGAGACGGAGAGUCUGUAUCUGAGCAAAAGAAAGAGAACCAACACACAAACCCACAAACUCAAGGAAAAAGACGCAACAUCGAAAUCGACAUCAACAUCAACAGACAUCAUCAUCAUCAUCAUCACCCAGAGAAAGAAAUAAAAAGAGAAAACAUGGCCCUACCCUACCCCACCGACCCAUCCGCUCACCUAGAGUUCCCAGAGGAAAGAGAUCAUCGGGUUCAAAAUCAACAGCAACAGCAGCAACAGCAACCGCAGCGAUCUCCGCAUGCGCAUACGGCUCCGUACCCGGUUUCUGUGUAUGCGGGUUCGAACUCGAAGGUUAAUCUUUCAGGCGGAGAUGGUGGUGGAGGUGUUAGAUAUGCGAGAUCGAAUGGGGAUUUGAAUGGAAGUGGAGGAGGAGGAGGUGUUAGAUAUGCGA
This is a messenger RNA of Hymenoscyphus albidus, 4084 nucleotides long. The record is from the annotation of a GenBank genome assembly. Lineage: Eukaryota; Fungi; Ascomycota; Leotiomycetes; Helotiales; Helotiaceae.